Molecule: messenger RNA, 468 nt
Organism: Rodentolepis nana
Lineage: Eukaryota; Metazoa; Platyhelminthes; Cestoda; Cyclophyllidea; Hymenolepididae
Source: the annotation of a GenBank genome assembly
AUGAUUUCUAGCUCCAACUUAUGGAGGAAACUGCCCCCAAUGCCAACGCCUAGGUGGGGCACGGGAGCAGCACAUAUACCCAGUGUUGGUGACAUAGUUGUUGGUGGAUAUGCAUCUACUGGAUAUUGUAACAAAGCUGAAAUCUUUUUGACAACUUCAUCGCCUCUUGGACAUGCAGGCAGUUGGUGUGAAAUCAUUCCCAUGCUUCAUUCGAGGGAAUAUCCUACAGCAGAAUUUUUCAAUGGAAGUGUAUAUGUCGCUGGUGAUCGUAGAAAUUCACCUUCUUCUGUUGAGAUGUUGUCCUUAUUUACUGAAGGACCUCCCCAGUGGACCGAAGUGAUUAAACCCACUUUUGCGCUUCACUCGUCGAUCUCUUUUAAUGGGCGUCUUUUGUUUGGUUAAAUUACGAGUUGUCCACGACAGGAUUAUCUUCUCUCAAACAGGGAAUUGAUUAAUUUGCAAAUAUGA